AGCCGCGUCGCCGCUCUUCGUUCUGUCGUCGUUUUGUGCGGUUUUUUUUUCCUCAGAAGCACAAUCUUAGAGCGAACAGUCCUGUUAUCUGUCAAAGCAGAACCUCUUCGUCGCUGCACAGUUUAUUUGGUCGAGUAGCUGAGUAUUUAUUCUCGAUACAAGAAUAAAAAGAAAAAGAUGGACAUCUUGAGUAAUCUCAACCCUUUCGCCUCUUCCUCUGCGGCGGCGAACAGCAGGAUCAUUGGCCAUGACUAUUACCGUGAAAAAUGCCGCUACCCCCAAAGUUGCAAUAAUUUGUGAUGCGAAGUUUCCAAAUGAAAACUUUUUGUCAUGCAUGAAAGGAAUAUGAAUCUUUGUGAUGCAGAGUCUAGGCGUAUAUAGCAUUGCUUGCAUGACAAGCGCCGCUCUUGCUGGGAUCUGUUGCAAUACAAAUUUUCGCUAUUCACGAUUGGAAAUCUGUGAUGCUGCUAGAUGCAAGAGGGCGAGUGUUUCUGUUGGAAAGGUUUGCAAUACAAAUGCUCCCAAGUUCCGGGCUGGGGGCGUUUUUCAUUGUGAUAGUGACCCCGUCACGGGGUACCCGAUCGUACUGGACCCCAAAAUAUCAAAUGCAAAUAUGUCGGGGUCUGGAAAAGUGCAACGUUUGUCAUGCACGUUUUGCAUGACGCGUGAGGUCUAUGAUGCAUGCCCUUGCGUUACAGAUCCUGUGAGAUCUUUUCCAUGCCUUUUCCGCAUGAGAAACUGCCUCUCGGCCUUCUCAAAAGUGAACAGCUUUAUUGCUAGUCACGCAAGAACGCAAAUUUUUGUAUGAUUCAGAUUUAGCAUGACAAGUUGCACUCUUCCAGACCCAGACAUAUUUGCAAUGCAUACAAAACCGGUCAGCCGGUGAUUUCCGCGCCGGUGAAGCGACCCAAAUUGAACGAGCCAAAUGGGUUCGAGUUGGCGGUUUGUUUUGUGCUGUUUGCGGUUUUCGUCACCGUUUUUGCCUACUGCGUCUACAAGCAGCGACUUGCAGACGAGGAGAGAUUUCGGAAAAUGGAGGAAAAGGAAUUACUGGAGAAGAGGACAAGUCCUAAAAAGUGCUGACAAGAGCAGCAACAGGCGGGAAGAUCAUUCGCUGUUUUCGAAUACGCACGAAAUUGUUUAAAAAACGGCAUGCACUGCUCUUGCCGGAUUGUCAAGUAACGCGCAUGGUGAAAUCUGAGGUGCAAAACUGAUCAUGGAUGCCACAAGAUAGAAACCCGGGGCAGACCACAGGAUGAAAGGACUCAUCUUCUUAGGAUACAACAGGGUGCUCUAGACGGAAUGUGUUAAUAAAGGGAAUUCGCAGAAAGACUACAAUUUUCGACUUACAAU
Messenger RNA from Amoebophrya sp. A120, 1353 nucleotides. Lineage: Eukaryota; Dinophyceae; Syndiniales; Amoebophryaceae. The record is from the annotation of a GenBank genome assembly.